Molecule: messenger RNA, 1966 nt
Organism: Olea europaea var. sylvestris
Lineage: Eukaryota; Viridiplantae; Streptophyta; Magnoliopsida; Lamiales; Oleaceae
Product: zinc finger protein CONSTANS-LIKE 12-like
Exons: 6
Coding region: 132-1559 (475 amino acids)
Molecular function (GO): zinc ion binding; protein binding
Source: RefSeq, a predicted model, not a curated record
GAGAAAAAAUACCAAACAAACAUCAGAUUAUAGCGUGCUUUUGUUUCUGUUUUUCGUAAAUUCUGAGUACAUUUUUAUCUAUUUUUAUCUGAUCCCACGAAAUCGAGUGAUUAUCUUGUAUUUUCUAGUGAAUGAGUUGGUGGGAUCGAGUGUUUUUGAUGAGAUAUGUUUCAGGUACAAAUCAUUUCCAUUUUUAUAUAUUGAAUUAUUGUCAUAAUAGUGACCAUAUUAAUGUAGGAUUGAUUUUAAGGAUUUUGAAACUCCAUCCCACCCGCAUAAUUAUGGAGCCUCUUUGUGAGUUUUGUGAGAUGGCGACGGCGGUGAUAUACUGUAAAACGGAUUCGGCCCGGCUUUGUUUGCAGUGUGACGGUCGUGUGCAUUUUGAAAACUCAUUGUCCCAGCGGCAUCCGCGAUCUCUCAUUUGUGACAAGUGCCAUUCUCAGCCGGCCGUGGUUAGGUGCAUGGAUUGUAAAUUGUCGCUUUGUUCGGGUUGUGAUUGGAAUGGUAAUGGUUGUUUGGGGCCGGACCACAGGAGGUUGAAAUUGAAUUUCUACUGUGGAUGUCCUUCGCUGGCCGAGUUCUGUAAAAUUUGGUCGUUGGUUCUUGAUGAACCAAAGUCGAGUAGUUAUGAUAGAACAACGAGUACUACGAAUGAGAAUUCCAUGAAUACGGCACAGAAUGAUCGGGGGGAUGGUGGGAUGGUGGCAAUCAGGCUAAAUGAGUUAACAUCCCCAUCUCCUCUGUUUCAGUCAAAUAUUCCAAACUACAUAUCAUCAUUAUACAAUGCAAAUCAAAAACCAUUACUCUACAACGAUCAAAUGACUUUCUUCUCUGAAGGAUCAAGCUUCCAAAAGCUGAACCAGGGAUUUCCUAAUAGUAUUAAGGAUCUUGGGCUUCGUGACAGUGAUGAUCUGUGUGACAAUGUUGACAUGGACAAUAUGGCCUUGAGCUUCUACAGUGGUUAUCAGAUGUUUGAGAAUUUGCAAAAUCAACCAAGUUACCAUUAUGAUGAUGGAGGAAUGAGUAGCCUUGUCACCGAGAAAAACUUUUCAGUCACUGAAUCUAAUAGUACCCGUAAUGAAAGUGCUAUAGAGGCAUCAUCAUCAUCAGGACAUCAAGAGUGUAGGGGUUUUCAAUCUUCACAAAUUGGCAUCUGUUCGACUAAUUUGGUGCAGCCUAUUAAUAAUGCAACUGCUAAUUGCAUGCUUAUGCAUCCAAAUUGCACCAGCAAUAAUAUUGGCUUAAGAUUUCCCUGUGGACAACUUCCUUCAACCGUGUCCACUGCAGGUAGAGUGGCUGAUUUUCAAGAUUGUGAAUUAUCCCCCAUAUUUCUUGCUGGCGAUGCACCAUGGGAGUUGAACUUUGAAGGUAAUUGUCAACAAGCAAGAGACAAAGCUAAGAUGAGAUACAAUGAAAAGAAGAAAACAAGAAUGUUUGGUAAACAAAUAAGGUAUGCUUCUCGUAAAGCUAGAGCAGAUACUAGAAAGCGCGUGAAAGGUAGAUUCGUGAAGGCUGGUGAAGCUUAUGAUUAUGACCCUCUUGUAGUAAGGGAUUUCUGAUCUAGAGGUUAUUGGAAUUUCCCAUGGCUUUGAGAAUUCAUGUCCUUGAUAUAAAGAUCUAAUUCAUUUGAAAGGCAGAUGGUGCUCCUAAACCAUGAAGUGGGCUAUAAGGCUAGCAACCAAAGAAUGGCCUCCUUAAAUCAUUCCAUAUGAUUUGUCUCCUACAUAUUGUUGUUCCCUCAGGAUGUACUGGUUGGAAGAUACGUACACUAACAGAAGGAUUUCAUGCUGUUCACAGCAGAAAUUACAUCCAUAUUUCCAUCUGCUCAAAACUCUUGCCACAAGAAUAAAGCAUUGUUGGAGGACAGUUUGCCUAUGUUGUUAUCGACAUAGUGGAAAAUAAGUUUUGUAAUAAGCUUUAAAAUAUUUUUAUCAUUAUGAAAUUUGAAGUUACAAAAGUUGUUGGA